CAUGAAAAUCCACACUGGAGAGAAGCUGCACAUGUGUGAUCAGUGCGGGAAGAGUUUCACACAGAAAAGAAACCUUAAUGAACACAUGAUAAUCCACACUGGAGAGAAGGCACACACAUGUGAUCAGUGCGGGAAGAGUUUCACACGAAAAGGAUACCUUAAGGAUCAUGUGAAAAUCCACACUGGAGAGGAACUGCACACAUGUGGUCAGUGCUGGAAGAGUUUCAUAUACAAACAAAGUCUUAAAGACCACAUGACCGUUCAUAAUGGAGAGAAGCCACACACAUGUGAUCAGUGCGGGAAAAGUUUCACACAAAAAAUAGACCUUACGGAUCACAUGAAAUUCCACACUGGAGAGCUGCUGCACACGUGUGGUCAUUGCGGGAAGAGUUUUGUACAAGCAGUCAGUCUUAAAUCACAUCUGCGUUCUCAUUCUGGAGAAAGACCAUUUAACUGUGAUCAGUGCGGUAAAACGUUUUUUUGGGCAGAAUCCCUGAAGAGGCACCUGAAUGUUCAUACACAGGAGAAGCCUCAUGUGUGUUCUUUGUGUGGAAAGAGUUUUUCACUACUGGAUAGUUUUAAAAUACACCAGAAACGACACAGUAGUUUAAAGAAUCACAUGUGCUUGGAUUGUUGGAAGUCCUUUUUUACAGAUGGUCAUCUGAGGAUGCACCAGAGAAUUCACACUGGAGAAAAACCUUACAAGUGUUCACAGUGUGACAAGAGGUUCAGUCAGUCAUCAAAUCUGAAAACACAUGAGAAGAUCCACACUGGAGAGAGACCACACAUGUGUGAUCAGUGUGGG
This is a messenger RNA of Sinocyclocheilus anshuiensis, 805 nucleotides long. RefSeq names its product zinc finger protein draculin-like. The annotation marks the transcript as partial. Gene Ontology annotation, cellular component: nucleus. NCBI's taxonomy places the organism in Eukaryota, Metazoa, Chordata, Actinopteri, Cypriniformes, Cyprinidae. The record is from RefSeq and is a predicted model, not a curated record. Gene Ontology annotation, biological process: regulation of transcription by RNA polymerase II. The transcript has a single exon. Gene Ontology annotation, molecular function: DNA-binding transcription activator activity, RNA polymerase II-specific; RNA polymerase II cis-regulatory region sequence-specific DNA binding.